AUGCCUUCUCUCCAGCUAUUAAAAUUUACGGAGCAUGGCCGAGACCUUCUGGCUUCCAGAAGGAAAUCUCUGUUGUUUGCUGCUGGUAUCUUGGUUGCUGGUGGAACUACUGCAUAUUUGCAGUCUCGUUCGAGGGUUAAAAAGUCCGAUUCAUUUGGUAAUUACAAUGGGCUCAACGAUGUUAAAGAAAAUUCAGAUAAGCUGCUUACAAAAGUCAAUAAUGCAAAGACGACCACGAAGCAAGGAGGUUUUAAAUCACUUAAAGUUCUAGCUGCUGUCCUUCUGUCUGAGAUGGGGAAAGUGGGAACAGCAGACCUCUUGGCUAUGAUAGCCAUUGCAGUGUUAAGGACUAGUUUGAGCAACAGACUUGCGAAAGUACAAGGAUUUCUGUUUCGUGCAGCUUUCCUCCGCCGUGUGCCAUUGUUUCUCCGACUAAUAUCAGAAAAUAUCUUACUCUGCUUCCUACUAUCAACCAUGCAUUCGACUUCAAAGUAUGUUACCGGGACAUUAAGCUUGUGUUUUAGAAAGAUACUGACAAAACUUAUCCAUACACAUUAUUUUGAGAAUAUGGCGUACUACAAGCUAUCACAUGUUGAUGGUCGGAUCACCAAUCCCGAGCAAAGAAUAGCAAGUGACGUCCCAAAGUUUUGCUCAGAGCUUAGCGAGCUGGUGCAAGAUGAUCUGACAGCCGUAACAGAUGUGGUUCUCUACACUUGGCGGCUUGUUUCUUAUGCUAGCCCAAAAUAUUUGGUUUACAUACUGGGCUAUGUAUUGGGAGCAGGUGCCCUUAUUAAAAAGUUUUCUCCUUCUUUUGGGAAACUGAUGGCUAAAGAACAGCAGCUAGGAGGUGAAUAUCGACAGCUUCAUUCACGUUUGCGGACUCAUGCUGAAAGUAUAGCAUUUUAUGGUGGUGAACGAAGAGAAGAAUUUCAUAUACAGGAAAAGUUCAGAACUCUUGUUAAGCACAUGAAAGUUGUCCAUCACGAGCAUUGGUGGUUUGGCAUGAUCCAGGAUUUCCUGGCCAAGUAUCUUGGUGCUACUGUUGCUGUUAUUUUGAUCAUUGAGCCUUUCUUUGCGGGCGGUCUCAAACCAGACACUUCAACUUUGGGAAGGGCAACAAUGUUGAGCAAUUUAAGAUACCACACAAGUGUUAUAAUAUCUUUGUUUCAGUCACUUGGUACUCUUUCCAUAAGUUCUAGAAAGCUUAGUCGUCUAAGUGGUUAUGCUGAACGGAUUCAUGAACUGAUUGCCAUAUCAAGAGAGCUAAGCAGUGGUGAUAAGUCCUUGCAAAGAGUUGGAAGUAGGAACUACUUCAGUGAUGCGGAUUAUGUUGAGUUUUCUGGCGUCAAGGUUGUUACACCAACUGGUAACGUUCUGGUGCAAGAUCUGAGUCUUAAAGUUGAACCUGGAUCUAACCUGUUAAUUACAGGUCCAAAUGGCAGUGGGAAGAGCUCACUCUUCCGAGUUCUUGGAGGCCUUUGGCCAUUGGUGUCUGGCCAUAUUGUCAAACCAGGUGUUGGUUCUGAGCUUAAUAAGGAGAUUUUCUAUGUUCCUCAGAGGCCUUAUACUGCUGUAGGCACACUUCGAGAUCAGUUAAUUUAUCCUCUAACCUCUGAUCAAGAGGUUGAAGCACUUACGCGCAGUGGGAUGGUGGAGUUGUUGAAAAAUGUUGACCUUGAGUAUCUAUUGGAUCGCUACCCCCCUGAGAAAGAAGUUAAUUGGGGAGAAGAACUCUCCCUUGGAGAGCAACAAAGGUUGGGGAUGGCAAGGUUGUUUUACCACAAGCCUAAAUUUGCAAUUCUUGACGAGUGUACUAGUGCUGUGACAACUGAUAUGGAGGAGCGUUUUUGUGCCAAAGUUCGAGCUAUGGGGACAUCAUGUAUAACCAUAUCACAUCGCCCAGCUUUAGUUGCAUUUCACGAUGUUGUUUUGUCGUUGGAUGGUGAAGGGGGGUGGGGAGUUGACAAAAAAAGGAAGGAUUCCCGAGCUCUGACUCAAACUGGAACUAAUGCCGUGAAGAACUCUGAGACAGAUCGUAAAAGUGAUGCACUGGUUGUCCAACGUGCAUUUGCUGCAACUGAUGAGGACUCUACAUUUCCAAGUUCGAAGGCACAGUCUUAUAUUUCUGAGGUGAUAGCACGAUCACCACAGUUCGAUCAUAAUGUUCCAGUGCCUUCUGUUUUACAAUUAAAGAGAAAUCCACGGGCAUUGCCAUUGCGAGUGGCUGCUAUGUUUAAAAUACUGGUGCCGACAGUGCUUGACAAACAAGGGGCGCAGUUACUUGCGGUUGCUUUACUGGUUAUGUCUAGAACUUUCGUCUCAGACAGGAUUGCCUCACUAAAUGGAACAACUGUCAAGUAUGUUCUGGAACAAGAUAAAGCAGCGUUCGUUCGUUUAGUAGGUGUCAGUGUUCUCCAGAGUGCUGCAUCAUCUUUUAUUGCUCCGUCAUUGAGGCAUUUGACUGCAAGACUUGCUCUUGAGUGGAGGAUACGCUUGACUCGACAUUUGCUAAAGAACUACUUGAGAAACAAUGCAUUUUAUAAGGUAUUUAACUUGUCAAGCAAAAAUGUUGAUGCUGAUCAGAGGAUAACUCAUGAUCUAGAGAAGUUGACUACAGAUUUAUCUGGAUUGGUAACUGGAAUGGUAAAGCCAUCUGUUGAUAUCUUAUGGUUCACAUGGAGAAUGAAGCUCUUAACAGGUCGGAGGGGUGUUACCAUUUUAUAUGCUUAUAUGCUACUUGGUCUUGGUUUUCUACGGACUGUUACUCCUGAUUUUGGUGAUCUAGCUAGCCAGGAGCAGCAACUUGAGGGAACCUUCAGGUUCAUGCAUGAAAGGUUGAGAACACAUGCUGAGUCUGUUGCCUUCUUUGGAGGUGGUGCUCGAGAAAAAGCUAUGAUUGAGUCUAGGUUCAAAGAGCUUCUGCGGCAUUCAACAUUUCUUUUGAAAAAGAAAUGGUUGUAUGGCAUACUGGAUGAUUUUGUAACCAAGCAGCUGCCACACAACGUGACUUGGGGUUUGAGCCUGUUAUAUGCUGUGGAACACAAAGGAGACCGUGCAAUGAUCUCCACUCAGGGUGAGUUGGCACAUGCACUUCGGUAUUUGGCAUCUGUGGUCUCUCAGAGUUUUUUUGCCUUUGGAGACAUUCUUGAGUUGCACAAGAAGUUUGUUGAGCUCUCUGGUGGUGUUAACAGAAUUUUUGAGCUUGAAGAGCUUCUCGAUGCUGCACAAUCUGGUGACGGUUUAACAGAUAGACUUUCCAUGCCUUCGGAACGAUACCUUCACUCAAAAGAUGCAAUAUCCUUUAUCGAGGCUGAUAUUAUUACCCCGUCACAGAAAUUGUUGGCAUGGCAGCUGACGUGUGAAAUUGUACAAGGGAAAAGCCUGCUUGUCACUGGUCCAAAUGGCAGUGGAAAGAGUUCAAUUUUCAGGGUGCUUAGAGGUCUAUGGCCAAUUGCGAAUGGAGGACUAGCUAAACCAUUGCAACAAUUUAGCGAAGAGAAAGGAUAUGGAUGUGGCAUUUUUUAUGUUCCCCAACGACCUUACACAUGUUUGGGAACAUUGAGAGACCAAAUCAUAUAUCCUCUAUCACGUGAGGAAGCAACGAUCAGGACACUAAGACUGUUUGGGAAAGAUUCAGUUUAUGAACAUGCUGACACAAGUGAGGUUCUGGAUUCUCGUCUGAGAAUCAUUCUGGAGAAUGUUAGACUGAAUUAUCUUUUGGAGAGAGAACAAGGUGGUUGGGAUUCUAACCAGAACUGGGAAGACAUGCUCUCUCUAGGUGAACAACAGAGAUUGGGCAUGGCCCGAUUGUUCUUCCACAGUCCUGAAUUUGGCAUCCUCGAUGAGUGCACUAAUGCUACGAGUGUGGAUGUUGAGGAACAACUUUAUAGACUUGCUACAGAAAUGGGUAUCACGGUGGUUACCUCCUCUCAGCGUCCUGCUCUAAUUCCAUUCCACUCAAUGGAACUACGUCUUAUUGAUGGCGAGGGCAACUGGGAGCUCCGUACAAUCAAGCAAUGA
Molecule: messenger RNA, 4020 nt
Organism: Linum trigynum
Lineage: Eukaryota; Viridiplantae; Streptophyta; Magnoliopsida; Malpighiales; Linaceae
Source: the annotation of a GenBank genome assembly